Messenger RNA from Anarrhichthys ocellatus (wolf-eel), 764 nucleotides. Its product is annotated as podocalyxin-like protein 2. The record is from RefSeq and is a predicted model, not a curated record. The transcript has 3 exons. Gene Ontology annotation, biological process: leukocyte tethering or rolling. The coding region runs from base 2 to 487 and encodes 161 amino acids. NCBI's taxonomy places the organism in Eukaryota, Metazoa, Chordata, Actinopteri, Perciformes, Anarhichadidae.
AAUGUGUGUGUGUGUGUGUGUGUGUGUGAGACAGGAGGAGUUCCGUGUGGAUCACGGUGUUCAGCUGUUGAAGGUCAUCGAGCGCGUGUUCGCUCGGAGGAUGAACAGCCCUGAAGGAUCAUGGGAAGUGUACCUCAGCAAGCCGACACACCAACAGCACCAACUACUGAUGAACGUGGUGUCUGAGCACGGUGUCAUAUCCACUAAGGAGUUGCUCGGCAUGCUGGGAGAGAUCCGGAGGAUGCUGACUCAGCUGGGUGUCCAGAACUACAGCUCUACCAGCAGCUGUCAGUCUCGUCCCAGUCAGACCCGCAGUGACUACGGGAAGCUGUUUGUGGUUCUGGUCAUCAUUGGCUCCAUGUGUCUGGUCAUCAUCACAUCUGGAUUCAUCUACAUCUGCUGGCAGAGACGGCCACCGGCCACCAAGACCACGGUGGGUCAGCAGACGAGUACUCCUACUUCACUGGAGUAUUCACAAGUACUUUAGAAGUACUCCACUACAUCUCAGAGGACUUCAUUUUUAAAACACUGCGUAUUUGUAACGAUUCAUAAUUAAAACAGAUGAAUUUACUUUCUUUUAUUUUUACUGGAGUUAAACAUCUAAAGUACUCACUCUAUCAAAAUAAAAGCAUUUGUUUGACUUCCAAAAAAGCAAUAAUUACGUUAAUAUUAUGUUAAACACGACAUGUUGAGGAUCUGAAGCCUCUUUUAGAUUCAUUCUGAUUGAACUGUUCACUGUUUUAUUUCAAUGUUUUUGAUCGAUU